UUAUUUUUUUGGGCCCCCAAAAUCUAUCCAUCCAUCAUCAGAGAGAUGGCCUUUUUCUCUCUCAAACUCCAUCCAACGUCCAAGAUCUUCUCUGCAAUACGGAGUGGAUAAAACCUGCAACUGCAACUUCCAAAACUUGCUCAAAACUCUGCCAUGGCUUCCGUCUCCUGCACUGCCUCCAUAAAUUUCACCCCAACAUGCUUCACUUCCCGUUCUUCCUCGAAAAUGGGUUCCCGAUUUCUUGGGUUUCAUUCUAAGCUCGGUUGGACCGCGCCCAUCGCCAUUGGACCCUCCAAUGGGUCUAGAGCUACGUGCUGGUUCAAUUUUCGCCAAAAUGCCGAAGGUGCCGGCAUUUAUGGCAGCCAGUCCCGAGAUGACUUCAACAGAGACGAUGUCGAGCAGUAUUUUAACUACAUGGGAAUGCUGGCUGUGGAGGGUACAUAUGACAAAAUGGAGGCUCUUUUGAGCCAAGACAUUCACCCAGUGGACAUUUUGCUGAUGCUGGCUGCAUCAGAAGGGGACAAACCAAAGCUUGAAGAACUAUUGAGAGCUGGAGCUACUUAUGAUGUGAAAGAUGUGGAUGGACGAACUGCCAUUGAUAGGGCACCCAGUGAAGAAAUCAAAGAUUUUAUUCUUAAUUUUGCUGUUAAGAAAGCAUAAUUUGGUCUCUCCUUGUUCUUCUUUGGUUUGUUUUUGGGGAGUGGCUAUAUUUUGAUAGGUUUAGAAAGAGGUUUUAAAGAUUUGUAUUCCACUAAUGUUAAAUCAUAUUGUAUUUAAAUGACACACCUAUUUUAAUCCAUUAGGAAAUGGCUUCUAAAUUUAAAGUCUUA
This is a messenger RNA of Momordica charantia (bitter melon), 830 nucleotides long. It is a transcript of the gene GDC1, whose product is annotated as Ankyrin repeat family protein. Gene Ontology annotation, cellular component: chloroplast envelope; chloroplast stroma. The record is from RefSeq and is a predicted model, not a curated record. Gene Ontology annotation, biological process: granum assembly; intracellular protein transport. NCBI's taxonomy places the organism in Eukaryota, Viridiplantae, Streptophyta, Magnoliopsida, Cucurbitales, Cucurbitaceae.